Messenger RNA from Acaulospora morrowiae, 1239 nucleotides. NCBI's taxonomy places the organism in Eukaryota, Fungi, Glomeromycota, Glomeromycetes, Diversisporales, Acaulosporaceae. The record is from the annotation of a GenBank genome assembly.
AUGGCUGAUGAAAGUACACGUGGAGAACGAAAAAUAUUUAUAGUUUGUAUAGCCUAUUGGAAUUCGAUCUUAAAUAAAUCAACAGUUAUGGUUUUAGGAAUGAUUAAUAUUCUACGAUGUAAUGCACAAACAAUAGCUCAAAAAACCUUGGAAAUUUGCAACAAAUACCUCUUGGAUCCGGUACAAAAUUAUUUUUGGCUUACUGAUAAUACCGCAUAUAUGUCAUCUUUGGAUCGAGGUGCAAUUGCUCAAUUUAAUACUCUUGUUGAUACAAAUUCAUUUCGAAUUUCAUGUGGAUUGCAUGCUAUACAUAUUACAAUGAUGAAUUUUGAAAAUAUCGCUUUUGGAAAAAUUAUAUCACCAUCGGGUUUAUCUUUAAAAGAACAUCCUUUUAAUAUUUUAAACUUGGUUUAUUAUCUACAUAAUGGAUAUAGUUUAAGUAAUAAAGAUACACCAUGUAAUAUGAAAGCAAGCAUUAUCAAAGAAUUAUAUAAAAAUUUUUUGAAUUAUGAUUUAAAAAAUUAUCAACAACCUAUUCAACAACGUUGGACUUAUGAAUUGAAAACGGCACAACAAUAUUUUGAACGAUAUCCAUUUCAUCAACAAUUUGCUCCCUGGAUUAUUCAAGAAUUGCAACAAUGGCCAAAUAUUCCUAAAGCAUAUCUUCAAAAAUGGAUUUUGUUUAAUGAAUGGAUAAAUAAUAAGGAGCUUAAUUUACAACUCAAAUGUAUAGUUAAGUUCGGAGAAUGGUUUUAUGAACCAAUUUUUAAUUUUUUAAUCUCUUAUGAUCCAAUACCUCGAAUUUAUCAAGAAGAUGGCAUUAAGUUACUUUUAGCUGGCAACCGUGCUCAUGAAUUGCCUGGUCAAGUAAUUAUAUGGAUUAAUAAGCUUAAGUUUGCAACUCAAAAUAUUUUUGAAAUUUUUAAUGAAGAAUUAAGUGAAGCAAAAAAUAAUUUAUCACAAGAAAAGUUUGAUAAUUUAUAUCAAAACUUAUUUAACGGUAUACAAAAAGCUUCUGAGGGAUUUUUAAAAUGGAUGGAUAUGUGGAUUCAUUUACCUUUAAGCAUUUGUUGUUUAGGUAGUGAUUCUGGUCAUGAAUUUGCACGAGUAUUUCUUAAGGUAUUUUAUUCUUUUGAGUAUGAAUUAGAAUUGACAAUCAAGGAAAUUUUAUAUAUCAAAAAUUUAAAAAGAGAUUGGGAUAAGGGUUUUAAAAUACAUUUGGACUCUUGGAAGCUUUAA